Oppia nitens is the source of this 1150-nucleotide messenger RNA. Its product is annotated as metalloprotease TIKI2-like. The transcript is spliced from 6 exons. Gene Ontology annotation, molecular function: metalloendopeptidase activity. The coding region runs from base 1 to 1140 and encodes 379 amino acids. The record is from RefSeq and is a predicted model, not a curated record. Gene Ontology annotation, biological process: negative regulation of Wnt signaling pathway. NCBI's taxonomy places the organism in Eukaryota, Metazoa, Arthropoda, Arachnida, Sarcoptiformes, Oppiidae. Gene Ontology annotation, cellular component: membrane.
AUGGAAUUAUGGACUAAACGGGGCAUCAAAUGGACUGCAAAUACAAUCACUCUUUUGGUGAUCUUCAUUUGUUUGGAAGUAUUUAUUAAAUGUUAUGCAAAGACUACUUAUUAUAAGAGCACUAAAUUGAAGAGUAAUUGUAGAGCGAAGUCGUCUUUUCUUUGGUCAAUCAAGAGAAGUGCAUCACUUGAAUCACUUGAAGAGAGUCCAGUUUCGUACUUCUUCGGCACCAUUCAUGUUCCUUAUACUCGUGUUUGGGAUUCAAUCCCAAAUCGGGCCAAAAUAGCUUUCCAGACGAGUCAUAAUAUAUUCUUCGAGUUGGAUCUAUUGAAUCCAUUGACGGCCUCGACUUUAUCCAAAUGCCAAAUGCUGCCAAAAGGUGUUAAACUUAUAGAUGUACUUCCAAGUGAUCUUUAUUUAAGACUAAGAAGACAUUUAGAUUAUGUCAGACAGAAGUUGCCCUCUUGGAUGACACCGGACCAGAGGGCGCGCGGAUAUUAUGCACAAUAUCUUUAUAACGCUAUAACUCACAACUGGCAACUCAAAAGACCUGUUUGGGUGAUGUUAAUGAUUAACUCAUUGACUGAAAGUGAUAUCAAAUCAAAAGAUAUUCCUGUACUUGACAUGUAUUUAGCACAAGAAGCACAACGACUUAAUAAACAGAUUGGAUCUGUUGAAAGGGUUGAGGAGCAAUGUAUACCAUUAAAUGGACUCAACUUCUCUCAAGUAGUGUUUGCAUUGAACCAAACCCUAUACCAACACGAAAGCAUAAGACUCGGCAUUUUAAGCUCAACCUUAACCACUGAUGACCUCAUCAAACAUUAUAAUUGUGGUUAUCUUAAUGAACUCAUCUUCAACUACGACACUUCUCAAGUUCCUAAAAUAAUAAGAAAUAAGAGAACUCAAGAUAUAGAGUUAGCCAAACAAAUAGAUAAUUAUUUUAAAAGUGAAAUAAUUAUUAAAAGAAAUAAAAGAAUGAGUGAAAGAGUGGUUACAAUAUUGCAAACAAAUCCAAAUCAAAGUUUUUUCUUUGCUUUUGGUACAGCUCAUUUUUUAGGCAACUAUUCAAUCUUCAAUUAUAUGAAAAAUAGUGGUUUUGAGAUCAAUCAGGUAAUUGACUCGCGACCCAAACCCAGGUAAUUGCUAUUAA